This is a messenger RNA of Pelodiscus sinensis (Chinese soft-shelled turtle), 5541 nucleotides long. Lineage: Eukaryota; Metazoa; Chordata; Testudines; Trionychidae. The record is from RefSeq and is a predicted model, not a curated record.
UCCCUCUCCCCCGCCCCCUCUUCCUCUCUUCCCCCCUUGUCUCGAAGUCUAACCUUGUCUUGUGGUCAUGGGGUCUAUAAUUUCAUUUUUGUCUAGGCUGGUGAGAGCUCUCCUUGUUCUGUAAAGUGGAUGUCAGGUGGAUCUAUGGUCUUGAAGGAACAAAGAGCAGCGGAAGGAACAGCCGUGGAAGUUUGAGCCGGGAGGAUGCAGGCUGUGUAUUGGUACGCCGUGCUUCUGCUGCAGCCUCCUCUCUACCUGGUUACGUGUGCAAAUUUAACAAAUGGCGGCAAAUCAGAACUUCUAAAAUCAGGCAGCUCCAAAUCCACACUAAAGCACAUAUGGACAGAAAGCAGCAAAGACUUGUCUAUCAGCCGACUACUAUCACAGACUUUUCGUGGCAAAGAAAAUGAUACAGAUUUGGACCUGCGAUACGAUGCCCCAGAAACGUAUUCUGAGCAAGAUCUCUGGGACUGGCUGAGGAACUCCACAGACCUUCAAGAGCCUCGACCCAGAGCAAAGAGACGGCCGAUUGUCAAGACUGGGAAAUUUAAGAAAAUGUUUGGCUGGGGCGACUUUCAUUCCAACAUCAAAACUGUGAAAUUAAACCUAUUAAUAACUGGGAAAAUUGUUGAUCAUGGCAAUGGGACGUUUAGCGUUUAUUUCAGGCAUAAUUCCACUGGCCAAGGGAAUGUAUCUGUGAGCUUGGUGCCCCCUACCAAAAUAGUGGAAUUUGACUUGGCACAACAAACAGUGAUUGAUGCCAAAGAUUCCAAAUCCUUUAACUGUCGUAUCGAGUAUGAAAAGGUUGACAAGGCUACCAAGAACACUCUCUGCAACUAUGACCCUUCAAAAACAUGUUAUCAGGAGCAGACCCAAAGUCAUGUGUCAUGGCUCUGCUCCAAGCCCUUUAAAGUAAUCUGUAUUUACAUUUCCUUUUAUAGUACAGAUUAUAAACUAGUACAGAAGGUGUGCCCUGAUUACAACUACCACAGUGACACACCCUACUUCCCUUCAGGUUGAGAAUGAACCUGAGGAACCAGACUGAAGCCUGAGGAAUAAAAGAGGUCAUAUGACAGGGCUGUUACCUCAAAGAAGAAGGCCACACCUAUUGCCUGGAAUGUGUCUACACUCUGCUGCUGCUGUCAAAUGGCUGCAAAUAUGUUAGUGGAAAACAAUCUAAUGUGAUUUCUGCCCAGUCAGCUCCAUGUAUCAGUCUAGUUGUAAAUCACUAUGGAUUCAAAAUAAAACCAUACAGACAUGCACUCUUUUCAGCUCACAUCUAUUGAGAUUCCUGUUAAGAGGGCUUUCAUUGUCUCAUACAUAAUGUUUCAGGAUAACCUAUCAUCAAGCCAAAAGGAUUAACUACACAGAGAAUGGUUUCUAACACAAACUGUUAUGGAAAUCUCCUUUAAAGUCUUGAAUACAUGCCAAUCAAUAAUCCCCACUCAUGCAUUUUACUGCUUAGACUAGCUGUACUGGUAAUUAAUACUAUAGGAGUAAAUGCUUGUUAAAAUGGGAAAAAUGUGUGUCUAGAGUUCAGUAUUCCUUAUUAUAUGAACACAGCAAAGCAUAGUGACUUUUUUCCAGCAUAUAGUAGGCACAUUCAAGGUGACAUUAGGUGGCUCUUUUUCUGUGGAGGGAGCCUAUUACUCGUAAAGAUGAGCAGACAUUUGGAAUUUACAUGUGGGCAGACUUUAUGGUUUCAAUAUUUCUCCACCGAACAUUUAAAUUAGCAGAGUUGAGACCAGCUGAGCUACUUAAAAACUCUUCAACUCUUCUCCAAGAAGGAAAAUGCCUGAUACACAACAUGUAAGUUGUAAGUGGCUGUCCUAUCUAUAUUACAAAUAUUGUAACAAAUUCAAUAUCCUAGUCUUCAUUUGUAUGAAUGGUUUGUAUUGUACAUAGUUUAACCAGUGUUAUUUGAGCUGCUUAUUAAUAUUAACUUGUAAUCGUCUCUCUGCUUGUUAUUGGUUAAAAACAAUCAAGGAAAUGGGGAACCCAUUUUAUCAAUGUAGCUGUAAACUCCAUUAAAGAGACAGAUUUAUGUACAAAGCAUUUAUUCAGUAAAGUAUCGUUGAGAGCUAUACAUAUACAACAUUACAGUCUGUCUGUAUUUAGAUAUUUUAUUUCCAGACAAAAAAUGAACUGUACAUAAAAAUAAAAUACUUAAAGUUGAGUUUCAGUAUGUACUGUGCAGAUGGUGGUUUAAAUGGUCUCACAAAAAGACUAUACUCAAACUCCAUCAUGGUUUUCAAUCUUGUGUCUUCAAAUUUGUGCAGAAUUAUCCCAAGCUAUCACAUGCAGGUAGUUCUCAAUGCUGUCACAGGACAUUGUUGACUUCAAUGAGAGUAGUCCAGAACAGUUUGCAGGAGCAGGGCCUAAAUUAUGAGUCAUAAAUGAAAGUGAUUUAUUAAUUUAAAAGUGGGAAAAGCUGUUCUCUCUGUGUGUGCACCAGUCUGCCUUUGCCUUAAUUCUAGCUUAGUGGAGGCACAGACCUCUUUGUAUGUAGUGGAAGAGUUUAAUUCCUGUAUCAAGAAAGCAGUUGAUUGUGCUUCAUUUUUGUAUAUAGUGGCACACUUUGCCCUCAGCUUCUAGCUAUCCAGUCACAAUAACUUCACUGAUAUGUUUACACCUAAUUGAAGUCUGAAUUGAAAGGAUCUCAGCAUUCCCUCUUGUUUCUCUUAGGGUUACUAUUUGUGCCCAUGCACACACAUGAAUUAUAUCCUUCACUCGUAGAUGGCUGCCAAACCUGUGCUGAGAAAAGUCAAUGCAGGAAACAAAGAGAAGCCUUUUCAAAACCCAAACAUGCACUUCUCUAAUGCUCCAGAGAGUCAAAGGUCCAAGCAAUGAGAAAUCAGAGACCACUUCCUAUCCCAUGUUGCACUGCAUGGGAAUUAAAUCAACUUCCUAGCUGACUCUUUUGCCACCUUAACCCUCUUGCUAAAGAAUAGAAUUAAAGUGAAACAAAUGAAUAAAACUAAUGACAACUGUUUCUGCCAUUGACUAAAAGUGAAGGAGAAACUUCUACAGUAUUAACUGUCUAACUCCUUGGAAACAAUAUGAUAAUGGAAAUUUUUCCUUCAUAAUAAGAGACACUUCUAAGGACAAUCUGAUUACCUUGGAUCAGCAAAGUCUGCACAGUUUUGGAGAAAGAGAUGGUCCAAGCCAUAAUGUUUCUGACUAACAUUUCCACAAAGACCAGGAAUACACAGAGCCAGGAUUUUGCUUCUGCUCCACCUCUGCUAGAAAUUGUGAAUAGACUGCUAGUGAUUCAUGAUUUGUGCUGUGUGAAGAGUAUCUGUUCUGCAUAUUAUGAUAUAUAAAGUUGAAGUACUCCACUCUAAGGAUGGGCUCCAUGUUGAAGUCAGUGGGGCCAGGAUUUUACAUUAGGAGCGUGUAAAAUACCAAGUAUUAAACAUUAUUAGUAACCAUUAUUAAGAUAAAUAAGCAUUUAUACAGGGAAUGAGUCUUCACUGACAUGCACUUUGUGUAGUCAUUUAUAUUUGUAAAAGUAGGUGUAAAUCUCUAUCUCUGGUAGUAAUUUAUAUCUGUUUUGUAUGUCUACUCAGUCAUAAUUUUCAGUUUUUCCCUACUCUUAAAAAAAUCCAAAAUUUUCCAACUUAUACACUAUAUAUAUGCUUGCUUACUAUAUACCAUCACUACAACCACUACCAAUCUAAAAACCAACCAACCAACAGAUGGGGAGUCAGCUCAUUUUAAUGAUGGAAUCUUUAUCCUUUUGCUAUUUCUGUCACUCUCAUUAAUACUUUUUUCCUUAAUAGUUUUCCUUUGAAUUGACUGUGGUUUUUCAUGAACAUACUCGACUUUGGAAUAGGAUGAAUCCUUUUUGUUGAUCUGGAUGUGAAUUAGUGAUGUAAAUAGGAAUUAUAAUACGCUGCCUAGUUUUUUUUCCAUAAGAAGUUCUUGGGGAAAUACUGUAUGUGAGGUAAACUUGCUGAAACAUGGUUUUAGUUUUCCCAUGUAAAAAUUGACUCUAAUGAAUGUAAAUACAUAGUGCCCUGGCUCUGUUAAACAUUUUACUUCUGGGUAAUUGGGUCUGUGAGUCAGCAGUGAUAAAGUAGGCCAGGCAAUUUUGGAUCACUAAUCUGGGGCAUUAGAAAGAUUUGGAAUGUUCCACAUUUUCUUUCUGAAGAUACAUAUUUAGUAAUUGAGAGUGUUGAUCUUUGGUUUUGAACAAUCUCCCAGGCUAUGGAGUAUUUUCUUUUCUUUUGUUUUAUUUUAAUUUUUCAGAAUUGUCUCAUGCUUUUAUCAUUAUUUUACUCUGUAUGCAAGAGAUAGUUUGAUUAUGGGUCGCCAAAAUACUUGCUACUGACCAACCAUUACUGAAAAUUGAUUAAAAUGGCACAAGAAUGCAUGGUACGAUUCACAGUAUGUGUGUAUGAUACUCAGCAUCUUCAUAUGUAAAAAAAGUCCAAGAUGGUGACACAGUGAUUGCACUAAAGCAGACAUUAACAUAGUCAGCUAUGAGCUGACUUUGAUGCCAUGAUACUAGUAGCAUUGAUGACACUGGAAUGAAGAGUGGAAAUAUGAAUAAAAAAACCAGGGACACACAGAAGCUGGGCUGGCUUGACUUUCUAGUGCUGGAGCACAGUGCUAAACUUUUAAGAAAAGUGGGAACAUCUUCAGUUUAUGUAAUGACAGUUGAUAUUUUUGUCAAUCUAUAUCAGAGUCAGAAUAUCCCUCAGCAUCUUGCCUCAUGGAGAUUUCACUUCUAUUGUUGUAAUAUAGCCUGGCCUUCUCACAGAUCGUAAGCAAAUUAGCAAUUCCAUAAGAAAAGCAGCUCUUUGGUUAAAAUGUGUGAUACUCCCAACUAGUGGAAUUCAGUGAGAAAUGGCAAACACUUCAUUCAUGGUAGAGUUGAAUGAAAGUCCCAAAAUGUUUCAGUUCAUACCACUAUGCAGGUAUAAAAAUGUUUGCUCAUUUAAAACAAAGUUUUCACUCUAGGAAAGUUAUAGUGUAAUUGAAUGGCUGAAUCCUCACACAUUCUCAGUCAGAAUUCUAUACCAUCAUUUGGAAUCCUCUAGUCUCCUAAACUGCUGUAAAACAAUCUGUUAGAUGACUGCACAGGCAAACAUGCAUUGCAAUGAAUCUUUUGCUCUGAGUUGGACAGCCACCAGAAAUGGAAAACCUCCAGCUGCCCCUUUACCAUUUCAUCCAAAGGACAGUGGUCACCAGAUAAUAUUGAAUUGCAGUGUCAGCACUGCAUGUUCCGUCCAUGCCCUUCUAGAUUGCACUAAAUUUUAAAGGAAUGUUCCAUCCUUAUUGCAAGGUAUAUGAUAGUGUAUUUAAUGUUAAAAUGGAUUUCAGGUCAAAUAAGAUGCAGAGAAAAAGUUUCUAUAGCUCACUAAUAUGAUCAUGUCUAAACAUGGAUGUGUCAAGGGACCAAGACUCUCACUGAGUUUUAUGGGAAUUAAAUUGGGCUCCCAAAUCUACUGUAUGUAAAUAAGAAACAUGGAGUGCAAUUAUAUCUCACACAAAGGGUACAUCUACACUGUACUAUAGGUCAAAGUAAGAUAAGCA